AUGAAUAAUCCUGAUGAUGAAAUUGGAAUAGGUGAAGGUGAAGGUGAAGGUGAAGCUCAAGCUGAAGGGUCUGACCUUGAGAGCAAGUUUCCUCCCACACCUAUAGUUGGUAGCAACAAUUCAUGUGCUUCUCAAACUUCACGUGUAAAUAAUGUUAGAGAUGAUGAAACAGGAUUUUAUAAGGGAAUGACAUUCAAGAACAAGCAAGAAGUGGGAAAUUCAUUGAAAAUUGCUUGCUUGAAAAAAGACUUUAGACUUAAAAAGGUGAUCAAUUCUCAUAAUGUGUUUUCCUUGAAAUGUUCAUAUCCGGAUUGCAAUUGGUGGCUGAGGGCUGUGAAAUUUACAAAUAGUGGCGGGUUUAUCAUUAGAAUCUAUGAAAAGUACCAUACGUGUGGUUCAGAGCAUCUUACAAGCCAUAAUCCCCACGCCACGACAAAAGUCAUUGGUAAGUACUUUGAAAAUCGGUUUCCCAAUGGUAAAGGCCCAUCCACAAGAGACAUGUCAAAUCAAUUUCGCACAGAAUUGAAUUGUAAGGUAAGCUAUUGGAAGAUUUAUAAGGGCAUGGAGCAUGCUAAGUCUAAUGUUAGGGGAACACAUGAGCACGAUUACGCAAUGCUUAAUGCAUACCGAUAUGUGCUUCAAGUUGCGAAUCCAGGAAGUAAGACUGGAUUGUCGCUCGAUGAAAAUGGGAGGUUCCAGUACUUCUUUGUAUCAUAUGAUGCUUGGAUAAUUGGUUUUCAAGAAAUGAGAAAAGUAAUAGCCUUUGAUGGUACAUUUCUAAGGAGCAAGCAUCCAAGUAUCCGAAAGAUGGUUUCGAGAAUCUACCCUGCAUCUCAUUAUGGUUGUUGCAUGAGACACCUUGGGGAAAAUAUUCAAAAUAACUUUCACAAUUCAAAGGUAGUGUCCCAUUUUUAUAAAGCAGUAAAGGCGUACGAUAUAUCUGAGUUCAAUGACCAUUUUAAUCAAAUAAGAGAUUUGGUACCAAAGGCCGCUGAAGCUCUUGAAUGUUUUGGAUUUCACACAUUCAGUAGGGCAUUUUGCUCGGGAAAUAGAUAUAACAUUAUGACGUCAAACAUCGCGGAAUCGGUGAAUGCUAUGUUUGAUGUUGAAAGAGAAUUUCCCAUUGUCGCUCUAUUUGAUGAAAUAAAUAGGAGAUUUGCAUUGUUAUUUCACCAGAGGCGUAUGGAACUAUUUGAUUUUUUCAAUCGUAAUGAUCCAACUGCACUGAGAGUGGUUAAAAAAGUAGCAGAAUGUGGCCACCGUGGUGCAGAGUAUGUGCUUGCCGUAAUUUCAAUAUUUGAAGGCGGUAUUUCCAUGAGAGAAGGCUUGAUGUACAUUGCCAACAUGAAAAAAAAUGCCAGUAAUAGUGAGAAGAUGUCGACACCAUUUGUGGUGCAUUUUAAAUCGAAUGUGGGUGCAAGAACCUAA
Solanum pennellii is the source of this 1428-nucleotide messenger RNA. RefSeq lists its product as uncharacterized. The transcript is spliced from 4 exons. The record is from RefSeq and is a predicted model, not a curated record. The coding region runs from base 1 to 1428 and encodes 475 amino acids. Lineage: Eukaryota; Viridiplantae; Streptophyta; Magnoliopsida; Solanales; Solanaceae.